GAGUUUAGAGUUGCCGCGAGCGAUUGAUUGAUCGAGAGCGAUUGAGCGAUCGCUCGUUUUUUUGCGAGCGAGAUCGAGCGAUUGAUCGCAGCAAUUUAUCGAGAGCGAGAUCAAGAGCGAAUGGUGUUGAGCGAUAUCGAUCGUAACUUCAGCGCCAUCUAGCGGUCGCAAUUGAAAGAUCUAUAAAAACGUUGAACGGUUGCCUUUUUCCGUUGUAAGAAGUGGUCUGCCAUUGAAGACGCCACGAGAACAUCACGAGUCUAACGAUUUAGAAAAUUGUUACACUUUUCUCUUUAAUUGACAGUUUGUCUAGCAAACGAACAAUUAUGAGAUGGAUCCCACAACUUCCACAUCAAAAGAUGACACUGUUAUUUAUUUGUAAGUUAUUUUAUUGCCAUAUCUAUGAUACCAAGUUUCACUUUCGUUUCUUUUUUGAAUUAUCUCCAUUACUAAUUUACUAGAACUGAAACUGAAAGUCAAGAUAAAAACUCAAACUCUUCAGGGAAGUCAGGAACGAAAAGGAAAUAUGUUGUCACCGUCCCAGAAAAAUUCUUUUCGAAGGUUAGCAGUGGAGAGAGAUCCAAUGUGUACAAAUGCUUAAUGGGUUGUGUGAAUAAGACCAUUAAUGUAAACCACACAAGUCUUUAUAAUGCUCGCAGACAUAUUGAGACUUUCCACAAACCAAGAUUAGUCGAGUUCAAUUCUUCAUUUGGAGACCAAAGACUUCAGGACAAGACACAUAAUGAAGUUAAAAAUGAUCAGGCUCCGAUUGACAAACAUUUGGUCAGUACAAAAGAUCCUCCAACCUCAAAGCAAAUUUUAACUCAAGACGAGCUAGAUGACAGAAUAAUGAAAUUCAUUGUAAAGGACAUGAACGCUUUAAGAGUUGUUGAAAAGGAAGGUUUUUUGGGGCUCAUGCAGGGUGUUGUCGGAAAGUUAAGGGUUAAGAAAAGGACUUUCUUUACUGAAAAACUGAAGAAAGAGUAUUCUAACUCAAAAACUGCUCUGUGUUUGGCCCUUGAAAAGGCAACUCAUCUGUACUACGGCCGACAUGUGGACAGCGCAUAAAAGAAGCUACUUAGGAAUGACAGCCCACUGGAAAGGAGAAGAUUUGAAGAGAAGCAGUGCUUGCCUAGCAGUCCGUCGAGUGAAAGGCCGACAUACUUUCGAUGUAAUUGCGAGUACAAUCAACGAAAUCCACAAAGAAUUCAAGAUUCAAGGGAAGGUAAAUGUUAUGAUAACUGACAGUGGGUCAAACUUCCUGAAGGCUUUUAAAAUAUUUGGAGAGAAUGAAUUGACUGAAGAUCAAGAAAAUUUGCAAUAUGAAGAAGACGAAGAUUACGAGGAGGACGCAGAUGGCGUUGUCUAUUUGGAUUUAGAUAACAUUUUCCAAGAACAUUAUGGACAAUUAUCAUUGGCACAAGAAGAAAUAGUUGAAAACGAAAAUGAGGAUUCUGACACGGAGAUUACUGACGAACCGCAAGAACAGAUUAUUGCCUUACCACGUUAAGUGCCCAUCUCACUUAUUGAACCUUAUAGCAACAACUGAUAUUUCUAAAAUAACGAAUCCAUCCUUUAAGAAAUUGAAAAAAAAGUGGAUCGAAAACUCCAAAAAAUUUGGAACAAGCAAUCUCGAAGUUCCUUGGCUUGUGAUUUCAUCAAAGAGAAAUUGGGAUUGCUUUUCAUUUUACACAAUCAAACGAGGUGGAAUUCAUUUUAUGACGCCCUGAACUGUGUUCAAAAAUUUUCUAAGACGAAAACUACGGAGCUGGAUGAAACAUUCUGCCACUUUGCAGUCAAUCCCUUAACACAAUCGGAAAAAGAAUUUAUAGCGGAAUACGUACGCAUAAUGGAGCCAUUUACCGAAGCACUUGAUGUUCUACAGAAUGAAGAAAACAUGAGUAUUGGAUGUGUUAUACCCACCAUAAAGCUACUCAUAGAAAAAGUGGAAGAAUUCCGGACUGAUCCUACAAUAAUUUAUUGUGGGCCUCUUGUUUCUGCUGUUCUCCGUGGAUUGCAGACAAGAUUUGAACGCUUACUGA
Messenger RNA from Daphnia pulex (common water flea), 2042 nucleotides. RefSeq lists its product as uncharacterized. NCBI's taxonomy places the organism in Eukaryota, Metazoa, Arthropoda, Branchiopoda, Diplostraca, Daphniidae. The coding region runs from base 601 to 1068 and encodes 155 amino acids. The transcript is spliced from 3 exons. The record is from RefSeq and is a predicted model, not a curated record.